Molecule: messenger RNA, 321 nt
Organism: Oldenlandia corymbosa var. corymbosa
Lineage: Eukaryota; Viridiplantae; Streptophyta; Magnoliopsida; Gentianales; Rubiaceae
Source: the annotation of a GenBank genome assembly
AUGAAGCCCACCAACGCAGCACCUCCUGGGGAGCCAACCAUCCUCUCGUCCUCUUCCCCAUCAUCAAAAUCCUCGUCCAUCGGAACAACGCCACCACGGCGGCGGGCUAAAGCAAAAGCAGAGGUGGCAGCAGCUUUACCACCAUGGAAUUCGUCGUCAUUGUCCGCAGCCACUAAAGCAGAGAGCUUCUCAAUCUUCGAUUCAGCACCUUCACCGGAGCUGAUUACAUCAAGGGCAAUCCCUUUUUUUCUUCAAAUUUGCUCCGACAGCCACCAAAUCAUUCUGUUUUUUGAAUUGGGUGGACCUCUCCGCCUGCACUAG